AUGCCUCCAAGAACUUUGAAAUAUAUUGAACUUGUUCAUACUUUGAAUAGAGCAUUUAGCUUUGACUGGGAUAGAGAGGAGUUAUAUUAAGGUAAGCCAGAAGCUAAGCAUCCAAUGAAACUUAUGGCUGAAUUGGGAAAUUCUGAUGUAUUUUGGGCUCUAAUCUCUGCAUAAUAUUUCUCUUUUACUCUAUUUGGACUGUCAAAGCGAUAGGAGGAAAUAAAGCAAAAUUUAGAGUAUUUAUUAGAAUAUACAUAUAAGAUAGAUGAAAUGAUGUAUUAAAAUCCAGUCUGGAAGUAAAAUAUCUGGUAUUUUAUAAAGAGAUUCACUAAGAAAUAUCUCCCCAAAGCCAUCCUCAAGUGA
This is a messenger RNA of Stylonychia lemnae, 363 nucleotides long. NCBI's taxonomy places the organism in Eukaryota, Ciliophora, Spirotrichea, Sporadotrichida, Oxytrichidae. The record is from the annotation of a GenBank genome assembly.